Zophobas morio is the source of this 1764-nucleotide messenger RNA. Its product is annotated as traB domain-containing protein. The coding region runs from base 68 to 1237 and encodes 389 amino acids. The transcript is spliced from 6 exons. Lineage: Eukaryota; Metazoa; Arthropoda; Insecta; Coleoptera; Tenebrionidae. The record is from RefSeq and is a predicted model, not a curated record.
GUCGUUUUUUUCUUGUAGUCAGGUCGUUAGUUUUUUGUAGUUGUAGGUCUGUUGUUGCAUUUUAAAAAUGGAUAGUUCGUUAACAAAUUUUGAACUAACGGAUAGCACCAUUAAAGUGAAUUCAGAUUCCGAACAUGGCUCUGAUAAAAGCGAAACUCUUGAAAUCCUGAGUAUCGGUGAGACGGAUCAGUCAUCAACUAAUGGUGCUAAAACUGAUGAGGAGUUUGACAAUAACUUACCAGAAACUGUUACUUUGCUAAAACAUGAAGCAACAGGUGCCAAAGUUUAUCUUGUUGGAACGGCCCACUUUAGCAACGAAUCAAAAGAAGAUGUGAUUAAAGUGAUUCAAAAUGUUUUCCCCCAUGUUGUUGUUUUAGAAUUGUGUGCUUCACGCACAAAUAUUCUCUCUUUAGAUGAAAAAACUAUUUUAGAAGAGGCCAAAAAUGUUGACUUUCGAAAAGUUGUUGCCAAUAUUAAGUCCAAUGGCCUUUAUAAUGGGAUCAUGUAUAUAUUGUUACUCAAUAUGAGUGCUCAUAUUACAAAAGAAUUGGGAAUGGCCCCUGGAGGUGAAUUUAGAGCAGCUUAUCGAGAAGCUGAAAAACUUCAAAAUUGUGAAGUACUUCUAGGGGAUCGUCCACUUAGCAUCACAGUUCAGAGAGCACUUGCCAAAUUAACUUGGUGUCAAACUUUUAAACUGGCAUGGCAUUUAUUAACUUCCAAGGAAAAAGUGAGUGUGGAAGAUAUAGAGAAGUGUAAGAAACGUGAUAUGCUGGAGCAGUUAUUGACUGAGUUAGCUGGAGAAUAUCCAGCUUUUCGAGAUGUAUUUCUAAAUGAAAGAGACAUAUAUUUAACUCACUCUCUCCAGGCUGCAGCUAUAACAGCACAUAAGAAAAUUAAAGCAAAAGAAGCUCUUGGCGGAAAUGGUGAUGCAAGUGAAUCUGUCAGAGUUGUAGGAGUAGUAGGAAUAGGCCACGUGCCUGGAAUAACGAAACUUUGGCCUAAAGACCAAAAACCUUAUAUUGCUGAAAUUCUAAAAAUUCCACCAGCGUCACUUACCUCGAAGGUGGUGAGAAUGAGUUUCCGAAUUACAUUGUUGACUCUUGGAGGUUAUUUGGUGUAUCGAUUUGUUCCUGUUCCUAAAAUGCUCAAGGAAAAUGCUCAACCGUUUAUCCACAAUCUGCUGGCCAGCGUCACUAGUGCCAAGGCAAGCUCUGACUUUAAAUACGUUUUGCAUUAACUUAAUAAUGGUUUAGCACUUUAAAAGUAAAUAACCUUGGCUUUUAGUUUAAUAAUUUUGAAGCAGCUCUCGUUAUAUUUUUGUAAAUUUUAAAGCUGUUAUUUUUUUUAUCUAAGUCAUACAUUCCAGUUGUUAAGGAGGAUAAGUAAGUAAAUGAUAUCUAAAACAUUUUGUAAUUAAAUUAAUAUAUUUCUAUAAACAAUUAUUGUAUCAAACAAUCAAUACAUUAUUUGGAAGACUUUUUGGCAGGAUUUUUUAAGUACUUGGAUACAGUAAUUUUUGAAAUUAUUUUGUACUCACUGCCAGUUUGAGAAAAAUUAAGCUUUAACGUCACCUGCACAGCGAAAACCUAAGUUUCCAGCUGAACUAUCUUUUGUGUUGAACGAUCUGGCUGCACAUCUGUAUCUCCAACAGUAUGAUUCAUGGCAAAGAUAAGAACCUCCUUUCUUUACUUUUGCGUCCUAAAAUUUUUAUUACAUAUUAUAUUUUUGUUAUAUUGGUGUAAAUAAAGUUUGGUAAAAAACUUA